Messenger RNA from Ceratina calcarata, 1846 nucleotides. RefSeq lists its product as uncharacterized. The record is from RefSeq and is a predicted model, not a curated record. The transcript has 8 exons. Bases 1 to 1641 code for a protein of 546 amino acids. Lineage: Eukaryota; Metazoa; Arthropoda; Insecta; Hymenoptera; Apidae.
AUGCCUGGAAUCGCGAGUGCAACGGGUCUUUUGGAAGCACGGACUCGGCCGGUCCAUCGGCCCAAAACGAAGAGAGUAGAACUUUCAAGUUUUACGAAACCAGCACCUCUGAUUCUACGACCCUUCUCUGGCCUCUUUAAUCCUUAUCCCUAUGGAUGCUCCGUACUGUGCAAUCACCCAACUGACUGCGAAGCGAAAGAUGUUCUUCAACGAGCCAAAAAUACAUGGGCAACUAAAGGGAAGGCUCUGUUAUUACCAGAAGAAAUGGAGAUGAUCAGAGAGAAUUUAGUGGGUCAGGCUGUGAUCCCCACCGAAUCGACCAACGAUCCUGCGACCGUGCCGGAGGAAUUGUUUCGUAAAUACACGGAAACCGACUCGAGGCCUUUAACCCCGGCGCCGACGCUCGCCAGCGGCUCCGCUCUGACGAGCAGACUCGUCCAGGAUGAAUACCCGAUGGCCCGCGAUCUUCGAGAACGUCCGACACUGGUCUUAGAUUUGAGAACGAAUCUACAGAAACAGAUGGAAAAUGAAACUUUGACUUGGCACGCCCUGACUUUGGAACCGCCUCCGACUUAUCGAAAGACUGAGAUUUUUAUAUCCAAACCGAUUUUCAAACGUACGAGCGAACAUCGAGUGUACACUCCAAACUCAGCAGCCGAUGUUCUCGAUUCAUUCCGCAGAGAAGACAUCGACGAUGAAUUGAAUUCAAGUAGAAAUAUGGAAAAGAGCAAAACAGAAAAUAAAGAACGUGUGGUCAUUCGUAGACGAGGGAAACGGUUGCGUAAGACGAAAAGUAGAAGGCGAUCGAUUUACGGGCAACAGGCAGAAAUCUGCGAUUUCUUCGAACCAACAGAAACUCAGAUCUCGCAUUUAGGAGAUGGAUCCAGGAGAACAUCGAUUCAUACGAAUAAUGAAGAACCAGAUAAUCAAGUGACUUCCGCUAAGAAAACGUCUGCCAUUAGCAAUGCAAUUUCAACGACACUUUCUAGCUUCAUCGACGGCGAUAUUUUAAAGCAUUUAUGCAGAGAGCUAGAUAAUUACAAAGUAGAAGCAGAGUUUUCGAUCAGAAGGAGGAUUGCGUUCGAAGAAGCUUUGCGUGUGAAAAGUGAAAGUUCUACACGUGCAAGGCGGGCUCAGAUAUUUUCGAGCUCCGUUUUGGCAGAUACACCGCGGGUGUUUUCCCGGCAAGCGGCUCGUUUCGAGAUCCUCGGUAGUAAAACAUUAAACGGUAUAACAGUUUUGGAAUACCUCAGCAAGCACGUAUUCGUUUCCCCUGGGAGAAAACUGAUCUUCGCCAAGACUUUCAACAAAUUUCAAGAAGACGUGACACAAGAUAUUAGACAAAUUUCUCCCAGUGAGAUCUUCGAAGCUCUCGAAGACGUAAUCGGGAGUCCCAUCACUAAAGUCCACGAGACGUACCUGAAUCAUAUGAUAGGCGAAAUAAAGAAACCAUUGAAUUUUCGUAGCUGGUGCGGUUUGUGCGCCGCGGUCGAACGAUUGCUCUGUCCCCUUCCUGAGAAAGAAAUCGACCCUCCUGCAUGGCUGGAAAAGGUAGACUUCGAGAAUUUAGAAAGAAGACUUGCGUCUGCCAACGCGGAUUCCAAACUGGCGCAAUUUUUACGAGAGAUUCACGAAAAAUAAAGCUUAAAUAUAAAAAUUAAUCAAUGUGUUUACGUCAUUCAUACACGAGAGAUCCUUUCAUUCCUCUGUUCUAAAUAAUACGAAAAAUUUUCAAUUCAGGAAAGCAGGAUUAAUUGUAGGCCUGGAUCAACAAGGGUUAGAUUCUCUUUGAAUUGGACAAUUUCCAUGCCGCUCGUAAAAUUCCCUCUCCACGCGCGUCUGUUUA